Messenger RNA from Pseudovirgaria hyperparasitica, 764 nucleotides. RefSeq lists its product as uncharacterized. The record is from RefSeq and is a predicted model, not a curated record. NCBI's taxonomy places the organism in Eukaryota, Fungi, Ascomycota, Dothideomycetes, Acrospermales, Acrospermaceae. Bases 235 to 639 code for a protein of 134 amino acids. The transcript has a single exon.
UGGACGAUUCGCCUAAAGCGCCGAUUCCAUCGACAGACGCGUGGAGACUGACAUGGGAAUGCUGGUCCUAGUCUUUCUGAGGCUGGCUGCAUUUGAUAAGGCAGUGAAGUGUAGCUGACCGCUCAGAAUCCUUACAAUGCUGCAGUAUCCAGGCACGGCAGAAGGUUGGAGAGAUGUCACCUGUGGAGGAUGAUGUUGGUGAGCAAAAGCAACACUAUCAAUGAUUGGUGUUGAAUGCCAGGUCGUCUGGUGCAUGAAGAGAUGAUGCUUACACCUACCCCUGAAAUCGGAAUUGUGAAGCGAGUAUAUACAGACCAGCCUGCGUACGGUCUAGUGUGUCCAUGUCCAUGUCGCUCCACGUGCCGCUUCACGCUAGUUUUAAGCAGAGACUCGCCGCUGCCUGGGCCCGUGCACGUCCCGACGUCCCGACGCGCGCCAAGAUGGAUCGAUCCCCUUGCUCUCGCCACCACAUCCGACAGGUUCCAAUGUUCACCGACAAUCAACAUGCUAAUCAAGCUCGCUUGGGAUACACCAACUCUCGAUGCCAAAUUGCCCAUUGCCUUUUCUUCGCCGGUGACCCCUACGCGCGAUAUGGCUAAUUGUCAGCCUCUAAGACUUGUCGCGGUAGUCCGUCCAUGACUUCAAAUAUCCUAGGAUGGACUUCUGCAUGCAUAAGCCAAUGGGUGAUCUCUUUCGCUUGCAUUCCAACAGUCCUAGAGCAAAUCAGAAAUCCAAGGCUGAGCUAUCUUUAGAACCAGACGCCA